AUAAGUAGGAAGAGGCACACACAAUUCAUCCACGUUAAGCAUUUGUGAGAGAAUGAAUCCAUUUAAACACUCGAGACAGAAACAAUCAAACAAAUAAGCAGCAACAUCAAAACGCGCUACGCUCUUUAAAUCUUUACCGAACUUAACUGUACACUGUUGACUUACAACACAAAACGACGUCGUUUCCUGAUGGGGUUCAUCUCUAUACUCUGCCCCUGCAUGGAGACUCGUCUCAGGGGAUCCGCCGCACCCUCCCACGAUCCCGGCGACGGAGACGCUGCAGACACCUUCGAUCUCUUCUUCGGCCUCCACACACUUCAGCUCGCCACGAAUUUCUUCUCUGAGCUCAACCAGCUUGGUCAUGGAGGCUUUGGCCCUGUUUACAAGGGGUUGAUGCCUAAUGGCCAAGUAGUAGCUGUUAAGAAGCUUUCAUUAGAAUCAAGACAAGGUGUCAAAGAAUUUACCAACGAAGUCAAGCUGUUACUAAAAAUUCAGCACAAAAACUUGGUUACUCUGCUUGGCUGCUGUAUAGAAGGACCUGAAAAGAUGCUUGUUUACGAGUAUCUGCCCAACAAAAGUCUUGAUCACUUUCUGUUUGAUAAAACAAAGUCUUCAUAUCUGGACUGGACAACACGGUUUAGAAUAGUUACAGGAGUGGCGAGAGGACUUCUCUACCUGCACGAGGAGGCUCCGGAAAGAAUAAUUCACAGAGACAUUAAAGCUAGCAACAUAUUACUUGACGAGAGGUUAAAUCCAAAAAUAUCAGAUUUUGGUUUGGCGAGGCUGUUUCCUGGAGACGAUACUCACGUGCAGACAUUCAGGAUUUCUGGUACACAUGGUUACAUGGCUCCUGAAUAUGCAUUGCGUGGAUAUCUAUCCGUGAAGACAGAUGUUUUCAGUUUUGGGAUCUUGGUGUUGGAAAUAGUUAGCGGGAGGAAAAAUCACGACGUGCAAUUUGGUGUAGAAAAGGCUGAUCUCUUGAAUUAUGCAUGGAUACUUCAUCAGGGAGGAAAAGUUAUGGAUUUAAUUGACCAAACUCUUGGUAGAUACAACCCUGAUGAGGCAGCAAUGUGCAUUCAGCUUGGAUUGUUGUGCUGUCAAGCAAGUAUAGUAGAUAGGCCUGACAUGAAUUCUGUUCAUCUCAUGCUCUCAAGUGAUUCUUUUACAUUGCCAAGGCCAGGUAGACCCGGAAUCCAUGGCCGUGUCGGACAUUGGACAACAACCACCACCUCUGCUUUUACCAAUACUAAUGCUAGUAGUGGAACCAAGGCUUCAGGAGGUAGUAGGGUUUCAGGAGCUAGUAGUUAUGUGGAGGAUUUUUCUAGGAAUUCUAUCUCCACUUCUUCUUUUGAUGAAGGCAGAUGAGUAUAGUGUAAUCAGUUACUUAGAGCUUAUUUUUUUGUAACAUGAUAUUUAUACUAUUACUAGUAUAAACACAACUAAAUAAGUCUGAUCUUAUAUAAAAGAAUAUGAGAAUUGAGACCUUCUUAUAUGCUGCUUUGAGCAUUUUAGUGAUUCAUUAAUAACAAGCUUGAAGGAUCUUAAGGUUGUACUUACAAUGAAGGGA
This is a messenger RNA of Arachis stenosperma, 1567 nucleotides long. RefSeq names its product cysteine-rich receptor-like protein kinase 44. Gene Ontology annotation, molecular function: ATP binding; protein kinase activity. Lineage: Eukaryota; Viridiplantae; Streptophyta; Magnoliopsida; Fabales; Fabaceae. Gene Ontology annotation, biological process: protein phosphorylation. The transcript is spliced from 5 exons. The coding region runs from base 190 to 1365 and encodes 391 amino acids. The record is from RefSeq and is a predicted model, not a curated record.